AUUUACGACACCUCACAACACUACCAAAUGUCUUUACGGCAGCAGUCACACGUGUUGUCAUCUCGUGGAGGCAUUUCGAAGUAAAUAGUUUCUGUUGUCCUUUUAAGUGAAAAUGUCUUUCAGAGGAGGUGGAGGAGGACGCGGCGGUGGAAGAGGUGGAGGUUUUAACCGAGGUGGUGGAGGCUUUAAUCGAGGUGGUGGAAGCUUUAACCGAGGUGGAGGAGGCUUUAAUCGUGGAGGACGUGGAGGCGGUCGAGGAGGCUUCAACAGACAACAGGACUACGGUCCUCCUGAAUAUGUUGUCGCACUAGGGGAAUUCGUGCACCCAUGUGAAGAUGAUAUUGUGUGCAAGUGUACAACAGAAGAAAACAAAGUUCCUUACUUCAAUGCUCCAGUUUACUUGGAAAACAAGGAGCAGAUUGGGAAAGUGGAUGAGAUAUUUGGCCAGCUCAGAGACUUUUAUUUUUCAGUUAAACUUUCAGAUAACAUGAAGGCAUCUUCCUUCAAGAAAUUACAGAAGUUUUAUAUAGAUCCAAUGAAGUUGCUCCCACUGCAAAGGUUCUUGCCUAGGCCGCCAGGAGAGAAGGGACCACCAAGAGGAGGCCGGGGUGGAGGUAGAGGAGGUGGCCGUGGAGGUGGCUUUCGAGGUGGCAGAGGUGGGGGUGGUCGUGGCGGAGGAUUUGGAGGUGGUCGCGGCGGAGGAUUUGGAGGUGGUGGACGAGGGGGAGGUUUUAGAGGAAGAGGAGGUGGUGGUGGACGUGGAUUUAGAGGUGGAAGAUGAUCUGUUGAUGUUCUGGUGGAUCUUUUUUUUUGUUUGCCUAAAACCUUCUCCAGUGGAGUGUCUGUGUUCCAUGCAAAUGUGCAGAUGUUGUCAAACUCUGAACAUGGACCACAUUUGAAACUUGGAUCUUGGAAUGGAUCUUCUUUUUUGAUUGUUGCACUGCUACAGAAGGUGCAACAUAGUGUCAAUUCCUCUUUAUAAGCAGAUGUGUUCUUUUACCUUGUUUAUUGUAUAAAAAUAUUUCAACCUGAAAAUUGUGCUUUUAAUAAAAAAAGGCAAAACAA
Cynoglossus semilaevis (tongue sole) is the source of this 1065-nucleotide messenger RNA. RefSeq names its product GAR1 homolog, ribonucleoprotein (gene gar1). The record is from RefSeq and is a predicted model, not a curated record. NCBI's taxonomy places the organism in Eukaryota, Metazoa, Chordata, Actinopteri, Pleuronectiformes, Cynoglossidae. The transcript is spliced from 7 exons. Gene Ontology annotation, biological process: ribosome biogenesis; snoRNA guided rRNA pseudouridine synthesis. Bases 113 to 781 code for a protein of 222 amino acids. Gene Ontology annotation, cellular component: box H/ACA snoRNP complex. Gene Ontology annotation, molecular function: box H/ACA snoRNA binding.